UACAGAUGUCACACACACACAAAUGUGUAAAAUCUUUGUUUUCAUACAGAAAACGGCCGAACUUUAAAUGUUAUAACUUAGUCAGAUUGAGUCUUGCAUAGAUACAACCAAAUCAUACUAUACAAAAAUAAACGGAUGUUAAAGUAAAUAUCAUUGUAACAUGUGAUAUAAAAAUACAAGAAAAAUAUACAACCAACCAUUAUCUGAAGCUGACGAAGUACUUGCGAAACUGCAUUACGGGAACUUACAAGUUACACAACAGAGCAGUUCAGAGCAUAUAAUGGCGUCUGGUUCACGAUCUCAUGCCAAAAUCUUCUGUCCAGCACAUCCAGAUGCACUGCUUAUUGAGGACUAUAGAGCUGGAGACAUGAUAUGUCCAGAAUGUGGACUAGUCAUAGGAGACAGAGUUGUGGACGUUGGUACGGAAUGGAGAACUUUUAAUAACGAGAAGUCCACAAAUGAUCCAACUCGUGUUGGAGCAGCAGAGAACCCACUACUUAAUGGUAGUGACUUAUCCACAGUAGUUGGGAGAGGAACGGGAGAUGCAAGUUUUGAUGAGAGUGGAGCAGCAAAAUAUCAGAAUAGGAGAACAAUGAGCAGCUCUGAUCGAGCCCUCACCAAUGCAUUUCGAGAAAUAAGCAACAUGGCUGACCGAAUUAAUCUCACAAAAACAAUAGUGGAUCGGGCUAACAGCUUGUUUAAACAAGUUCAUGAUGGGAAGACGUUAAAAGGCAGAAGCAAUGAUGCAAUUGCAUCUUCAUGCUUGUAUAUAGCUUGCAGACAGGAAGGAGUUCCAAGAACUUUUAAAGAAAUUUGUGCGGUUUCCAAAGUGUCUAAAAAAGAAAUUGGACGUUGUUUCAAGCUGAUUCUGAAGGCCCUGGAGACGAGUGUUGAUCUCAUUACAACGGGAGAUUUCAUGUCUCGCUUCUGCUGCAACUUGGGACUACCUAAUACCGUACAGCGAGCGGCAACGUACAUAGCUAAAAAAGCCGUUGAGCUGGACAUAGUGCCUGGGAGAAAUCCCAUAUCAGUAGCUGCAGCAGCCAUUUAUAUGGCAUCUCAAGCUUCAGAAGAUAAGAAAAAUCAAAAAGAAAUUGGAGACAUAGCAGGAGUAGCUGAUGUCACCAUUCGACAGUCCUAUAAAUUAAUGUAUCCAAAAGCUGCAGAACUGUUUCCAGAAGACUUCAAAUUCCAUACUCCAAUUGAUCAGCUUCCUACACUUUGAGGAUCUAGAACCAUCCUUUAGUGUUUUGUGAAGUUCAGAACCUAUGGUGAAGUUGGGAAGAGGGUGUGAGAAAAGUCAAGUUUGGUGAAAGCACUUUCUUGUCAAGCCACACUGCAGUGUAAAAAUUAAAUCUAUUUAUGUGGAAGAGAUUUCUCACCAUAAAUAAUUGUUCUUCUGUACCAAAAAGGUAUAAGCUGUUCAAUUAUUUGUUUACUUCAAAUUAGAUUCUAUAACAAUUCUAUUAAAAGAAAUGUUAUCUUAAAUAGAAUAACCAUUUGUUUCUAUAUAAUGAUUUGAUAGCUCACUCAUUUGGACAAAAUUUGAUUAUUAUUUCAGAAAUGUUUUAUAGGCAGUAGGCCUAUGCAUGUUUAAUAAACGUGUUUAAAGUAGUAAUUUUUAUUGUUUUACUCUCUGUCACAAAUGCAAAAUGCGAACACUGUUAAGAUUGAAGUGAAAAAACUUUGGAUAACAUUUGAUCUUGAUUAAAGAAUUUAAGAUGUGGUUUCUUUAUCUCUACCAAAGUGACUUAAGUAUUUUUCUCAUUAGCUUUACUAAUAGGCGAAGUAUUUAAAACCAUAAUCCCAAUGCUAGGCUUGACUUGUAUUACAGUUCAAUAUCUUUGAAGCAUGAAUGUAUAUGAACAUUUUGAUAAAUUAUUUCAUACAAAACAUAAAAAAAUUAUCGUCUUCCUUCUUUGAAAAAUAUGAUAUGGCAAACAGUCGUUUCUUAUGAAGUACAGUUCAAAUUAAUUUGCAUUGUUAUAACAGUUUCUGGCAAGCUGAUGAUUGUGUUUCUUAUGAAGUACAGUUCAGACUAAUUUGCUUUGUUAUAACAGUUUCUUGCAAGCUGAUGAUUGUGUUUCUUACAAUUUUGCCUUGUUAUAAAUUUCUGGCAAGCUGAUGAUUGUUUCUUGUGAAGUACAGUUCAGACUAAUUUGCCUUGUUAUAACAGUUUCUGGCAAGCUGAUGAUUGUGUUUCAUACAAUUUUGCCUUGUUAUAACAGUUUCUGGCAAGCUGAUGAUUGUUUCUUGUGAAGUACAGUUCAGACUAAUUUGCCUUGUUAUAACAGUUUCUGGCAAGCUGACGAUUGUGUUUCUUAUGAAGUACAGUUCAGACUAACUUGCCUUGUUAUAACAGUUUCUGGCAAGCUGAUGAUUGUGUUUCUUACAAAUUUUCAUUGUUACAACAGUUUCUGUGUGUGGGGAUUUAAGGCAAAUAUUAAGUUCAAGGUGAAGUAUCAUGAACUAGUAGUACCAUUUUUGAAAAACUGUGUAUGGUAUCAUUUAACCUGAUGGUUUAAUUAAACUUCAGCUCAGGCUACCUUAUUUUUAAUUACUCAAGUAAAAUAAUGAUAUAGCUAGAUGGUAUACGAGUUUAGCAGGAUAAACCCUUAUAACACAAAUAUUCUGUUACAGUCUUGUUCAUUAAUAACAGAUGGAACUAAACAGUUAAAAUGUUUUCAAGACUACAGUCAUAUGUUUAGGAGUAACAAAUUUUUUCUUUUGAAGUAAGAAAGAGUUUGUAAAAUGGGAGUUAGCCUUCGGACUGUGUGACCCCUGAUUCUGCCGUUUAGAAUUCAGUUUAGAGGUGUAGGAAUACAGAACAUUAUUAUUAAAUGCACUACAAAAAAAAAAGAAGUAAACAAGAUGUGAUUGACUUGUAUUAUUAGUAUUACUAAAUAGUAAUUAUAUCUAGUUAACAUUCAUCACCUUUCGAAAUAUAUUAAAUAUUGUUUUGAUUCCACAAAGAAAUAUUUAUAUUAGAUAAUAUUCGUCUCUGGCAUUAAAAUAAUACAGAGAAAUACAUUGUUAUAUAAAAAAUAAUGUAUAUAAGUGCAUAGUGCCCUUAAUCAAAAUAUUAGUCAAUUAUAACUCUCUAUCUCCUAGUUUUUAGAUAUUUUUUUUUUUGCUCGAGAGAUAGGUAUUGAUAUAUAUCAUUCCAAAUACUGAUCUAAAAUCAUAGAUAUUAUAAUGUCACAAUGUCUUAAUUGCCUGUAUUAUAUUACUAUUGCUAAAACCUUACUAUUUGGAAGAUAGUUUGUUUAAGAUAAUUUCUUAUAACAAGUAUCCUUUAUGAAACUUCUUUUAGUUGCUAUAGCUAGGGUCAUUAUUUAGAUACAUGUGUUUUUAUGAAAUAAGUGUUUUCUUUGUAUUCAUUUAAUUCUUGAUUAGCUAAACAUGUUACAAAACUAAAAGUAUAUGACUGUUGUAUUUGACUGGUAACUUGUAAUUUGUGUCACUUUUUGGAGAAAAAAAAUAUUUGUUGUAUUUACAAGAAUAAGUAAUAUAAUAAUUAUAUACACAUGUGUGUGUGUGUUGUGCUUAUAUAUAAAUACACACAUACACUUUAUUUGAAGAAUUUGUUUUUAUGAAAUAGGCUUACAGGGUGUUCAACUCUGUUUCCUGUAAUUUGAGCUUAAUGAUUAAUUGUUUUAUUACUGGCUUACUGUUAAUGUGAACUGAAUUCAACCCCCUAUAGGUUUGUCUCUUAAAAUUAAAAAA
Molecule: messenger RNA, 3726 nt
Organism: Limulus polyphemus (Atlantic horseshoe crab)
Lineage: Eukaryota; Metazoa; Arthropoda; Merostomata; Xiphosura; Limulidae
Product: transcription initiation factor IIB-like
Exons: 10
Coding region: 281-1225 (314 amino acids)
Biological process (GO): transcription initiation at RNA polymerase II promoter; transcription preinitiation complex assembly
Cellular component (GO): transcription preinitiation complex; nucleus
Molecular function (GO): TBP-class protein binding; RNA polymerase II general transcription initiation factor activity
Source: RefSeq, a predicted model, not a curated record